Molecule: messenger RNA, 1443 nt
Organism: Capsaspora owczarzaki ATCC 30864
Lineage: Eukaryota; Filasterea; Ministeriida; Capsasporidae
Exons: 3
Coding region: 1-1443 (480 amino acids)
Biological process (GO): positive regulation of transcription by RNA polymerase II; hippo signaling
Cellular component (GO): cytoplasm; nucleus
Molecular function (GO): protein binding; transcription coactivator activity
Source: RefSeq, a predicted model, not a curated record
AUGCCACCAUUGCGGGACCGAAACCUGCCCGCUUCCUUCUUCCGGUCGCCGAGCUCGGCAGCAGCAGACCGCAUCGACAGUAGUGCCAUGUCGGAAGCAGGUGCCUCGCAUUCGCGCGACUCCUCCCUCGACUCGGGCAUUUCCUUCGUGCCGCACCAGCCCCAAUUGAUCAUGAACGGAUCCACAUUUCCCCCGGUUGCCUUCCACUCGCGGCAGUCUUCUGCCGGCUCCAGCGAACCAACGUCCCAAAGUCAUAACCUGCAACAGCAACAGUUGCUAUUAUUGCAGCAGCAACAGCAACAGCAACAGCAACUUUUGUACCAGCAGCAACAGCAACAAUUAUCGCUUCCACAGCAGUCUGGACAGAUGCCAGGGCAGUCGCCGGGUCUGCUCGUCCCCAUGUACAACCAACUGCAACACUCCUACCAAACUUCGCAAUCGUCGCCAUUCCCACCGGCCACACCGUCGUCUGCACACUCGUCAACCUUCUUUUCGCGAGAGCCGUCCAUCUCGUCGUUUCUCGAAAUGUCGCUUCACUUUGAGCAGCAACAACAGCAGCCGCAACAACACUCGCGACCACUGUCACACUCUAAUUCUGGCAACGUUCUGAGCGCCCAGGCGAACAACCCCGGUUUGCCCGCCAGCGGCAACUCGAGUAACUCGUUGCAGCGCUUGUCUGCCUCAUCGCUGGACGAGUCGCCAUUGCCUCCAGGGUGGGAGAAGGGCAUUAAGGACGGCUUGCCAUUCUUUAUCGACCACAACAACAAGACGACCACUUGGGUGGACCCGCGGACAGACCGCGCAACCCCCGGAACGCAGGGCCUGAGCGAGCGAAAGCGCGUUCCAGACGUGCUGUCGGAUCCGCUGCUCAACCCGACGCUCAACCCUCUUCCGGCGGGGUGGGAAAUGGCAAUGCAUUCGGACGGCAUCCCAUACUUUAUCAACCAUCGCAAGCGCACCACGACGUGGAUUGACCCGCGCACGGAUGUGGACAUGCAAGAAAUCUCGCCACGCAACACGCCCUUCUCAUCCUUUGACUCUGCGCUGCCUGAUCCGGGCUAUGACCAGAUGACUGGCAAUUCGUCGCCAUUGGCUUCCUUCAACUUGACCAGUCCGCCUCCGCCAGUCUCGCCUGGCAUCACGGGCAUGGACAGCCAGAGUCUCGCCGGCCUCUCGCAGCGCGAGCUCCAAGCGCGGCGCAUGAUGCUGCAAAAGGAGCAAAUUCGUCUCAAGCAAAUGCAGCUGCUGCAAGAGGAGCUCGAAAUCCAGCGCGCUCAGCGCAACCUCGCCGUUCUAGAGACGACAACGCGCGGCGGAAGCGCCAAGCUGCCCCCGCCGCAGCUCACCGUUUCCGAAUGCCUGACGACGACGACUGCUACCGCGACCGCCGAUGUCACUUCCCGCCGAAGCGAUCAACCCUCUACUCGCCCAUGCAGCAGCUAG